Molecule: messenger RNA, 1693 nt
Organism: Hypoxylon fragiforme
Lineage: Eukaryota; Fungi; Ascomycota; Sordariomycetes; Xylariales; Hypoxylaceae
Product: NUDIX hydrolase domain-like protein
Exons: 4
Coding region: 185-1216 (343 amino acids)
Molecular function (GO): 8-oxo-dGDP phosphatase activity
Source: RefSeq, a predicted model, not a curated record
CUACUGUAACCUUCAACCUUGACUACAUGUGUUAGAUGUACUUUUACUACUACUGCUACUAUGUGCGACCUGCAUAUUAUAUGCAUCAACAUUGAAGUAGCAUGUAAGCAUAUAAAGAACCAGGCUCGGGAAGUAGCUAUAAUAACUUCUAAAGCUCAAUAGGCCUUAUAGCUCAUCCACGGCUAUGCCGACUACACCAAAAACACUCAAAAAGGCGAAGGAUACAUCGGAUAAGAUGGAAGGUCUAAUGAGCAACCUCGACAUCAUAAAGGAGGCAGAUUCCUUUCCUCACGUCGAAACGGAGCUACAGGCAUUCCGGGCCCUCACCAGCCGCUUGUACAAGUUCAUCUGGGAGGAGGGACAUACAAUGUUAGGCUACAUGAUGGAGCCCGUCGUCCAGCAGCUGCUAGCGACGCCUCAGUUCGUUCGCGGCCCAGUUAUCGUAGAUGACGAUGCGCGUACUGUACGCGCCUUCACCUACUUGGAACCCGAGUGGAAGAGGACCUCGCGCAUUGCCAUGACAACGCGGUACUGGCGGGACCAUGGAAUUUUCGAUACUCUGAAGGGCUGGAGAGAUGAAGAUUGGCCUGUCUACGACCAUGCUGGCAAUAUCCUGUUCAGCGUCGAACGCAGCGCCAUAGGAUUGUUUGGGGUUAUGCGGUAUGGCGUGCACUUGACGGCUUACGUCCGAGACCGCCAAGUACCCUACGGCAUGAAGAUCGUCGUGGCCCAGCGAUCGCCUACCAAGGAAACCUACCCCAACAUGCUGGACAACAGCGUUGCUGGCGGCCUGAGGACAGGCGAGAAUCCGUUUGAAUGCAUAAUCCGUGAGGCUCACGAGGAGGCCGGCAUCCCUCCACGGUUCAUGCGUUGUCAUGGCGUAUUUGCUGGUAACGUUACAUACAUGCACAUCGCGGACGAACGGUCUGGAGGCGAAGUUGGUCAGAUAUAUCCUGAGAUGCAGUGGAUCUUUGAUGUUGAAGUACCAGCAGACUUCAAGCCUAAAUCCUAUGACGGGGAAGUGGCCAGGUUCUACCUAUGGACGGUGGACGAGGUGAGGGAGAAGCUCGCGCAAGGCCUGUUUAAGCCUAACUGUGCGCUGGUCCUCUUAAACUUCUUGAUGCGCCACGGAAUCAUUACGCGAGACAACGAGCCCGACUACAGUGAGAUUCUAUGCCGAAUGCACCGAAAGCUGCCCUUCCCGAUGAAAUGCUAAGCUGCCCCCCGUUCUCUCUCGAAACCCCACCCUUCAUCACGUCUUCUUUUUGCUCUUCUGCUUGAAAAUAGUGUUGCCUAAAGUACCCAGAUGGGGGAGGCCAUUAUGGGUCUAUAAACGUUUAUAACAUAUGUAACUAGCUUGCUCAUAGAAGGGACGCGCCAGGAUUAGUGGUUGUGCUUUAGCGAUCGAAGUACUAUUAUCUGCUCAUUGCGCCUUUGUCCCUGUUCUCUUUUCCUUUUUUUUCUUCCACUUUCCGACUUCCUGGUCCUAUCUGAUUCGUAAUUCGUCGUUAAAUUAGUUGAUGGAGGGGUGGGUAUAUACUAAGAAGUAUUGCGCGAUCAUUUCUUGACCAGCAGGUAGGUGUUGUCGACACGCAGCGGUGUCAGCUUCUUGUAUGGGCCCUCAAGCAUCAUCAGUAGGCCGCCGAAGGAGAUGUAAGCUCGGCUGGACGAGGCGGUGCGGGUUAGUGAAGGU